Molecule: messenger RNA, 10109 nt
Organism: Vidua chalybeata
Lineage: Eukaryota; Metazoa; Chordata; Aves; Passeriformes; Viduidae
Gene: BICRAL
Product: BICRA like chromatin remodeling complex associated protein
Exons: 13
Coding region: 3826-7098 (1090 amino acids)
Biological process (GO): positive regulation of DNA-templated transcription
Cellular component (GO): SWI/SNF complex
Source: RefSeq, a predicted model, not a curated record
UAAUUAUUCAGAAUUUGGUGGUUAAUAUGGAUAUUGAACAGAAUUUUUCAUGUGGUAUAUUACAUUUAUAUUCCAAGUUGAAGUCCUUGUCUGCCUUUGUGCCACUGCAUUUGGAUGCCCUACUUUUCAAGUGACCUCUACCUCUUAUUGCCUGUGCCCUUUAAUGAUGACCGAUCUGUUUCUUGCCUUCAAGCUUAGUUAUUUAUUUUUAUUUAAAUAAUUAAGCCUUAUGUAGAUGGGUAAAAGGUGUGACUGGUGAUGAGCUGACAUAAGAAACACGUUAAUGAAUGGAAAGAGAAAGCAUGGGAGGAAGAAGUGCCAUCAAUAGAGCUGAAGGAUUCAGUCUGAGGAAGCAAGGCUGCAGUGAAGCAAAUGGCAUUCUUUUCCAUGUAAUAUAUCUCUGAAAGGAUGCAGUGAGUUGAGGUUAGAAACCAUCUAUUCAUGCAAAAACCUUGGGAUGGCUGUAGAGCGAGCCUUUAAUUCCUUUAAUGCACUAGCUAAGUCCUUAAAUUCUUCAUUAUGAAUCUAUCGCUGCCUUACCUUCUUUUGGGGUACUAAUUUAUGAUUGCACAAGAAUUGGAGUGCAUAUGAUGCAGACCUCAAAAAAUGGGCUGAAUAUCAGCAAAGAGACUUGAUGUAGGAGAAACAUGGAGACAGAAUGAAUGAGGGUGUUUUGUACCCCCUUAUUUUCUCCCUCUCAAUAUCUAAGCAUAGUUUUCAGUUCUUCACAGUCUGUCAUUUCAGAGCAAUGUAUCAGAUCACUCCAAAUGUCAUUUGGUGUCUUUGCACACCUAUGACAGUGGUAUUUGUUAAACAGCAUGGUCACAGUUUGACAGCUGGUGUCAAAAUACAGCCAAGUAGUUUGUUGUGUGAUGAGUGCACAUGACGUUCCCAGUAGCUGUUUUUAUACCAACAUCUCUCUGUCUUCCAAAGAUUUCUCUUCUUCCUUUUGACACUGGUCUUUCCUUUCUUGUGCUUAUUUUCCCUUCCUCCUUAUAAAGCUGCUACAGGAAAAUUUAUUAAUGUGAUUGUGAAAGCUAAAGAAAGGUAGCAACUGAUUGUGCAUUGUACAUAGGACUCUGGUUGAAGAUGACAGCUCUGAGUAGGUGACCUUGAGGUAGAAGAAUGUUGACAUACCAGAGUCUUUUGUAUUCAUGCAGUAAGGCAGUGAGAAGAGGGGCAACCUCUUGGGGCAGUGACACCCAGUUCUGAAACACCACAUGAUGCUCUUAAAAGAGCAUGAGAACCUGCCAGGGAAAAGUAGUAGUUCUUUACAAACAGUCUGAGAAAUUCUGUAGUACACAUGAAAGUGGUAACAUUACAGCUGAUGACUGCAUUCAGACCUCUUAGAAUUGAAGGUAACAUUAAGUGCGUACUUCAAUAUGACCUACAAAGUUACAUCCAACCCUUGAUUUUUUUUUUGGUAACCAUUUCUACCAGUGAACAUAUAUAGCAAAUGUGUGUAGAUAUGGAGAAAUCUAGUUACUGCAGGGUGCUUCAUUGUAUAGAUGAUGUUAGUUCUCCUUCCCUUUUUGUACUAUACCGGCUUAGUAAUGCUAUUGUCAAUGCUGCCUUGAAACAUCCUUCAGGGAAAGUAAGUUAUGGUAUCAUAAUGGAAAACUUAUCUAGGAUUCCUUGUGUUUCUUACGGUAACAGAAUCCAUUCAAAAUCAUUUGUCUUCCUUUUUCCAGUUCCUUCUUUGUGUCAUAUUGCCUACUUCCUAUUUGUGGUUUCUGUAGGACUGGGAGAGUAAUAAUAAUGACAACAUACUGAUCAGAUGUUUGGCUUUGUAAACUCUGAAGCAAAGUUCCUUCCUGUUAACCAAAUGAGAAUGCUGGUGGUGUUCCUCCAUACAAGCUCUCGCUUGGGCAAUGUUCUCUAAAACCAGUGAAGCUGAGUAGGUUUGAAUUCAGGGCAGAGUUUGGCCUUGAAGCAUUUACUGAAGUUAUGAACCUUGAAGUUUUGGCCUUUUGGAUUUUCAAAAGGCUGCUGGUGUCAGGAGUAUAGGCUUACAGCUCUUGCAGAGCUCUUUGGCAUGUGCUGUUUCUGUCCAUACUGUGGCUGUUGGGGUCCUUGCUGCAUUCAUGAAAAGUGCAGUUAAUAAUCUGGCUGAUGGCUGAGGCAUGGCCACGUGCAGGUUCGGUCUGGGCUGCACAAAGGAUCUGCUGAACUGGUGCUAAGGUUUAUUUGCCUGGGCCCAACCCUUCCGCUUUGGGAGUGAUCUGAAACUUCACCUCAGUUUUCUACUGGGGGUAUGCAUGUAAACAAGGUUUGUAGGUGAGUCUUGGCUUUGGUGAAAGUUUGGAAUUGGUUGAAUAAUUCAAAAAAUAAUACAAACAGAUUCUAAUUGAAAAACAGCGCUGAGGUGCUGAGAUUUUCUUUUUAAAGAUAAGCAAUCUGGCCAACUUCUUUGAGAAGGUCCACUUAGUACACUGCCCAUAACCAUUUUGAUGUAGUUGCUCAAAAAAACCUAAGACAUUGUAAGAGUUUUUUUUGAGCUGUGUGCUGCUAAUAAAGAGGGAUGUGCUACUAAAUAAAGUCUUCAAAUCCUUGUCUCUAAGGAGUUUUAACAAAGUUACUUAGGAAUAAAAUAGUAAAGUCCUUGGGAAUUACCAUUACUAACAGAAAAGAGUCUUAGAGAUUUUUUGUUGUUUUAAAAGCAUUACCACACAUAUAUCUGCAUGCUAAAAUCUGCUUUCAAUCAAAAUGUUUUUUUUUUUUUUAAUAAACCAGGCUUCUCUGAAUUAUCUGCAAAAGUAAUUGAUUUUUUAGAAUUAAAUUGUUUUCAAUGAAUGAAUGAUGUGAAUGGUGGAAGUUGGAAUAGUUUUCUAUAACAAAAAAGCUUUGAAUAAAGUUAUUAAUGCUUUUAGCUGAAGUAAACUGUAGAAUAGCAUUAAUGAACUCUCAGUGCUAUAACCUUUGACUUCAAAUUAACAUUUUUAUGUUAUCCAAAACUUUUUAAAGUAGUUGAAGUUCAUGUAAUUUGUUUCCAGCAAGGCUGAUAAGAACAUAUCUAAAAAUACUUAAAAUAUUGUAGAUUGCCAGGGGAUCAAAUAUUAUCUUUUUCAAGGUGACCUUGCAUUUAUUUUUCUGGGGAGCCCCCUGCACUUGCAUUUAUUUUUCUGAGGACGCCUUCCCACCCACAAAGCUUAUAGUGAUUUACAGCUUUAAUAUGAAGGAAAUCAACCGAAUUGUUAACAUUAACGUUAAUUUUAAUAGGAUAAAAACUUUGUUUUACUUCCCUGUAACCCCAAACAUACCCCCAACUUUUAACCUAAAGCCAGUAGUCUAGGCUAAGUCUCCAGACCUACGGCUUUCUGAAAAACACAACCCCGCCAAAAAAAAAAAGGAGCCGAAGUUUUUAAAGGGCCUGGCUUUAAACGCGGAGCGAGGAUCGGGCUGGGGCUGGAGACUCAUCAUGCCAGGGCGGCGGUGCGUGUGCCCGGGCGCCGGUCUGCGGCGUUGUGUCCCGGCGGAGCUGCGCGGCCGUGCCGUGCCGUGGCGGGCCCGGCGGUGCGGUGCCGGUGGCGGUGCGGGCGCGGAGCGGAGCCGAGCGGAGCCGCGCUCUCCUCCCGCUCGCUUUCUCUUUCCCCCUCUCUCGCUCGCUCCCUCUCCCGCUCGCUCUCCCCCCUCCCUCCCUCGCUCUCUCGCUCUCCCUCUCUCUCUCCUACACUGCCAGCCCCUGAUGUGAUGGCGAAGAAACCCCGUUGACAAGGCACUGCUUUUUCAUGACGUUCCUCCGAAUCGCUCCGUGCCUCCUGCUUUUAACCGAGGAAUGGAAACGGUGCCGCUUUUUGCGGGUGCGCGAAAUGCUCGGGCGUUGUCAUGGAUGAUGACGAUGAUGAAUCCUGUCUCCUUGAUCUUAUUGGGGACCCACAAGCGCUGAAUUAUUUUCUACAUGGACCUAGUAGUAAAUCUAGCAAUGAAGACUUGACUAAUGCAGAAUAUUCUGUAGCCAACUCAAAUUCAAUUUUUGCCAACUCCAAUAACACUGAUCCUAAGUCGUCUGUAAAAGGUGUAAGUGGUCAGCUUGGAGAGGGGCCUAGUGAUGGACUGCAGCUGUCCAGUAGCCUUCAGUUUCUUGAAGAUGAACUUGUGUCUUCUCCUUUACCUGAUCUUACUGAGGAUCAGCCUUUUGAUAUUCUUCAGAAGUCCUUACAGGAGGCCAAUAUUACUGAACAGACUUUGGCGGAAGAGGCAUAUUUGGAUGCCAGUGUAGGUUCUAGCCAACAGUUUGCACAAGCUCAGCUUCAUCCUUCUUCAUCAGCAUCCUUUACUCAGGCUUCUAAUGUUUCUAAUUACUCAGGUCAGACGUUGCAACCUAUAGGAGUUACUCAAGUGGUACAGCAACCUGUUGGAGCAUCUUUUGCAAGCAAUACAGUUGGUGUGCAACAUGGCUUUAUGCAACAUGUCGGAAUUAGUGUUCCUGGCCAGCAUUUGUCUAAUAGCAGCCAGAUUAGUGGUUCUGGGCAGAUACAGCUGAUUGGUUCAUUUAGUAAUCAGCCUUCCAUGAUGACCAUCAAUAACCUCGAUGGAUCUCAGAUAAUACUGAAAGGCAAUGGUCAGCAAACACCUGCAAACAUGAGCAGUGGCCUCUUGGUUCACAGACAAACUCCAAAUGGGAACUCACUGUUCAGUAACUCAAGUUCAAGUCCUGUAGCACAACCUGUAACUGUUCCAUUUAACAGCACAAAUUUUCAGACUUCAUUGCCUGUCCAUAAUAUCAUCAUUCAAAGGGGUUUGGCGCCAAACUCAAACAAAGUUCCUGUUAAUAUCCAACCAAAGCCUGUUCAGAUGGGUCAGCAGACUGCUUACAAUGUGAAUAACUUGGGAAUACAGCAACAUCAUGUACAGCAAGGGAUUCCAUUCGCUUCUGCAAACUCACCUCAAAGUUCAGUAGUUGGUCCUCAUAUGUCUGUUAAUAUUGUUAAUCAACAACAAAAUACAAGAAAAUCAGUUACACCUCAGACAGUUAGCAAUGCUGGAGGUAGUAUUGUUAUCCAUUCUCCUAUGGGACAGCCUCAUGCACCUCAAAACCAGUUUCUCAUACCUACAAGUUUGUCUGUUAAUUCAAAUUCAGUUCCUCAUGUCCAGGCCAUAAAUGGACAACUUCUUCAGACUCAGCCUUCCCAGCUGGUUCCUGGCCAAGUGUCUGCUGAGCAUGUAAUGCUCAACAGGAACUCUACAAACAUGCUGAGAGCCAACCAGUCGUAUUCAGGACAGAUGCUGAAUAAUCAGAACACAGCUGUUCAGCUUGUUUCAGGCCAGACAUUCACAGCUCCUGGAAACCAAGUUAUAGUAAAUCAUGGAACUUCCCAAAUUGUUGGUGGACAGGUGCCACUGCAGCAGGCGUCACCAACGGUGUUGCAUUUGUCACCGAGCCAAGCUAAUGUUUCUCAAGGCAGAUCGAGUUUUACCACCAUGUCACCUGGGCAGUCCACAGUCUCAAAUAUGUCAGCUUCUGGUCGAUUUGCUGCUGCGAGUUCUUCUGGUUCAGUGCACCCCAGCUUGGGAGCAUCCGUUCAGUCUGUCGCAUCGGGAGGGAACUUUACAGGAGAUCAGCUGGUCCAGAACAGAGCUCAAGCUGCCGUCAGUGCAUCGCAUCGUCUUCCAGCAUCCUCCUCCAAGUCUGUCAGCACCUUUAGUCACACGUCUGUGGGAGUAACACAACAACAGUUUGCCUUUGGUCAGAAAAAGGCCGUGAACCAGACAUCACCAGUUUCUGCAUCGAAGACACAGGACAAUUUGAGACAGCCUCAGCUAACAAGUCUUCUGAGCAACACACUAUCAGGACAGGACUCUGGAGGAAAAAUCAUACAACAAUCUCUAGGAGCAGCACAGCCACAAGAAAAAGUGAUAGGAUCGUCAACAGUUCAGCAGAGUAUACAGGUUGAUGGUCAUUUAGUUGGACAGAAAAGGCCUGCUGCUAAACAGUUAACUAAAGGAGCUUUUAUUCUGCAGCAAUUACAGAAGGAUCAGGUACAUGCUGUGACACCAGAUAAAAGUCGGUUCAGAUCAUUAAAUGAUGCCGUUCAAAGACUCCUUUCAUACCAUGUGUGCCAGGGAUCACUGCCAACAGAAGAAGAUUUAAGAAAAGUGGACAGUGAAUUUGAAUCUGUAGCUACACAGCUUCUGAAGAGGACACAGGCUAUGCUGAACAAAUACAGAUGUUUGCUUAUAGAAGAUGCAAUGCGGAUAAAUCCCUCUGCAGAAAUGGUUAUGAUUGAUAGGAUGUUUAACCAAGAGGAAAGAGCAUCUCUGACCCGGGAAAAGCGUCUUGCACUUGUGGAUCCUGAUGGUUAUCAGGCCGAUUUUUGUUGUUCUGCCAAGCAAUUUGAGAAAACAGCUGAAGAAGCACAGUCCAGCAAAAGUGACCAUCAGUCUAGCAAAACAUUACCUUCUCGAAGUCAAGCUACCAAAACCCAAGCCAGAGACCGACCAAAAUCCAGCACAGCAGAGUCCACAAAUCACAGUAAACUUCCUAUAGUGCCUAACAACAUUCUGACACCACAAGAAGGAAAAGCUUCUACUAAAAAAUCCGAGAGCCUCACUAAAGCUUUAAAGUUUGAAAAAGCUAAUUGUUCUUCUGAGAGCCAAUAUGUGGCCCUUUCUGAAGAAAGGAUGAGUGGGAAAGAUCUUGCCAAGCCCACUGAGAAUUCUUUGAGUUCUGAAGACUUGUCAAAAAUAGUGUCAAGAGGCAGUCAUGGAACACACAAUAAAAUAUCAAGGAAUGCAGUUCAGUCUUUCUCAAAGGUAACGUGUAAUAAUUCACUUCAAGACAACACUCUGAGGAGCUCUCCAAAGAAUGAGGUUUUGCAUCCUGAUAACAGGAAAGGCUCUGGUGAACCCCAGGAAGACUUACUGCUCAGUAAGAGUUUAGAAACUACAUUUAAAAACAUCUUGGAACUUAAAAAAGCUGGGAGGCAGCCACAAAAUGAAGCGGCAAGUAGUGGCUCAGUUGAAUUAGAGUUCCCUAAUUUUUCACCUAUUGCUUCACAAGAGAACUGCCUGGAAAAAUUUAUUCCAGACCACAGUGAAAGUGUUGUAGAAACUGACUCUAUUUUAGAAGCAGCUGUAAAUAGUAUCUUAGAGUGUUAAUAGUUACAGUACCAUGGACAAGUUAUGUUUCUCUUAGCAGAAGCAAAUGUGAAUGACACCACAAGUACAGCCUGACAUGCAUUUAAGGUUAACCUUUCUAAACUAGAUUCUGUUCUGUGUUUGAGAGCAAUACUCAUUGUGGUUACAGUGAGAUAUCCAAGUAAAGUUAAUCCUUGUUAGAAUGCAGUCUGUUAGGGCCUUACUGUUUCAAGUAUUAUUAUGAUAGUGCUUUUGAUUAUUGAGCAGUACUGCAAUGUAACAGGGUUGCAGGUUGUUAGGCCCUAUAUAAUAUGGUAAUAUACUGACAAUCACAGUCAUUUGAAAGGAUAUAUUUAUUAAGAUGUUUUUAAAGAGUGAUGGAAGCAACAAUUCUCCCCUACCCUUCUCUUCCACAAAUCAUCAAAUUUUUAGUUUUUCUGGAAAACCCACUGUACCUCUAUUCAGAAGUGAUUAUUUGCUUUGUUAAUGAAUCUGUAUUCUAGGAUUCUUAAGUUGGAAGGAAAUCAGCAGUGUGUUUACAAGGCUUCAUAAUUUAAACUUUAAGUGCUUUUCUAUUGCUUUCUGAGCAGAAACUAGUACUUGAUAUAUUUGUAGUGGGUAACUUUAGUCUGUGGGAUGGUAUUAUAUGAUCUUAGUCACAGUGGCAUGAUAUGAAGUAAUAAAUGCUUGACUAAGGAAGGUAGAAUGGAAGCCAGUAAAUAGCAAAGUGUACAGGAUGAGGCCAUGAUAGAGCCAUGAAUUUAUAUAUAUAAUACAUAUAUAUGUUAUCUCUUGAGGAAAAGAUUUUGCAUUUUAUAAUUGGAUGUAGUCAGCCUUGAGUCUUUCUGAAAUGGUAUAAAUUUUUGUUUGUUUGUUUGUUUUGUUUUGUUUUUAUUUUUUUGUUUGUUUUUUUUUAGACCGAGUGUCAAAAGCACUUUGAUUUGAAAACUGUAUUUGUAGCUUAUAUUUUAAGAGGAUGUUAGCCUUAUUCUGAGUAAAUUUAAAGGCCAGUGUUUAUUUUUGAUUUUGUUUUGCUUUUUGCUGUCAGAGAAUGUUAAAUCAUCCACCGUAGCAGUCAUUAUUAUCAAGAUAUGUACAGACCAAAGUUGAUCAGCAAUCCCAUUGUUUAAACAUAUCAAAAAAUGUGUAAUUAUUAAUUCAUAUUGUAAAGCCAAGUGAAACCAUUGCAUGGUUUGCAUUUGGCUUGCUGUCAUGUUGUUAAGAUAGAAUCUUAUUAUUUUAUUUAUUUAUUUUAAUCUAUGACUCUUUUUUUGCUGCCCAUGCUGCUUUGUUCAAGUUUACUUUGGUCAUGAGUGCUUUAGUGCACAUAAGCGCGCUGACAUUGGUCACGUGUGUGUAGUACAUAUGUCUGCUCAGGAGGAUACAGCUUUUGUGGUUUCUAAGAUAUGCUCAUGUUCUCCCCCAGAACUUCUCCACCAUUUCUCAGAAACAUUACCAGCCAUUUUCCAGACUUGCUGAUUAUGAUUUUCAUUAUGUAAGAGGCUCGUUGUGACAAGCUGUGGUUGUCAGUGAGAUUGACAGGAGAGAAACCAAAAGGUUUUGCUGGUGUGUAAUUCAGUCCAUCUCAAUGGCAUGGAAGGAAGCUGAAUUAGAUCCUUGGGAUAGUAGAACAUUACAGUGCAGCUCAGUACUGAGCUACAGUCCACUGUCUGACCACUAAAGGAAACCAAAUCUAGAAAGCAAUGAGAGAAAGAUGAACUUCCUUAAAAUUCAUUUCCCCUUCAACAUGAAUGGAAAUACUGGUUUUAUAUGUUACUAAUUGCCAUUUUAAAAAGUUGUGCCAAUUUUAAAGUACAUGUUUGUAAAAACCCAACAGUCCCAAGUGUUGUAUGAAAUAUUAAUAAGUAUUGCCAGUUUUAAAUUUUUAGUUGGGUGUCCACAGAAUAGACUUUCAGGCAGGUAGUUGUUUUCUUAUUGGCAAAACUGACAAGAUAGUCUUCACCUAUUGCCUUUUUAGAUUUAAUAAUAUUCUCAUGGCUGUGUAUCCUGAUGCAUAUUUUAUUUUAUCAUUUUGGAAAUUUUAUUAAUUUAUCACUCUGAACUAUUUGGGAAGGAGAGCAGUAAGUUACACAGCUGUAUGCUAGCUGGUUAAAUUUUUCUUCUAUUGAGGAAAAAAAAGGUGAAGUUGCACAUUGAUCAGUCCCCUUGCUUGUUGUACCACCUUGAAAUGGGUAUGGGGUUUUCAGCCUCUCUACAGCAAAUACAUAACUGAAGUAUCAGGUUAUGUGUCUUCUAUUGGGUCUCAUUGGGAAGGGAGGACAAUGGCAUAUAAAAAAUGACAAAUUGCAAACAGUAAUGGUGAUUGAUUUGGUCAGACACAUUUCUCUGAACUGCUGAUGAGAGGAACCCCUUGAACAAUCCUAGUAAGAUUGAUCUUAGAUUGUUAAUGUUCUGUUGUUCACUCCUUUGAAUUCAAUUUUAAAGGAAUUCUGGUACGUGGUGAAGCAGUAAAUGAAAUAAUUGUAUUUUUGUGGUGCUUAAAAGAAGUUUUAUUAAUCAUAUGGGCUCAAGUCCAGCAAAGUAUUGUGAAUAUGCAUGACUUUAAACAUGUUUUCAUUAUUUUGCUGGAUCAGCAUUGUGAUUUCAAUGUUAUUUAAUACUGCCUAAUAUUAAAACAAAAUUUAAACUGGCAAUUAAGAAAACUAUGUUCAUUUUGAAGAUUUUGGUAUAAUUUAUCUGUUAGAGUAGGGAGGCCUUACAGACUGACUUCACUUAAAGAGGAUGUGUCACUUAUUGUCAGCGUGGUAUGGACUUUAUUUGCUUAAAUACCUUCAUUUGUAAAGUAUGUCUCACUUGAAAUUGCUUUGUAUACAUUUUGUAAAAAUAUUUAUAAAAUGUUUUGUAAAAAAAAAAAGUAUAACAAAUUGCAGUUUAUUUUGUUAUGUUGGAUAAAUACUGUUAAAAGACACAAGUCAGUAAAUAUAUUGUUAAUCCAUGGAUAGGAAAUGUUUAGUUGGAGAUGACAAAUUGAAACAACCAUUGCAAUACAGCCAAAGAUUUGGGAAAAAAUG